This is a messenger RNA of Olea europaea var. sylvestris, 1254 nucleotides long. RefSeq lists its product as uncharacterized. The transcript has 2 exons. The record is from RefSeq and is a predicted model, not a curated record. Lineage: Eukaryota; Viridiplantae; Streptophyta; Magnoliopsida; Lamiales; Oleaceae. Bases 1 to 1254 code for a protein of 417 amino acids.
AUGUGCAAAGCCUUUCCACAAACACUGACUAAUGCUGCUAGAGAUUGGUUCUCAACAUUGGAGCCCAACUCCAUAGCCUCAUUCUCAGAUUUGGCUGAUAAGUUCUCAUCCUUCUUUGCAAGUAGCAAGCGAAUCAAGAAGACCGCAGCCUCUCUGAUGCAGCUUCGCCAGGGACCAACUGAAACCCUACGAGGAUUUAUGACAAGGUUUAACAAGGAAAGGCUUCAAAUACCCGACCUUCACAUCACAGCAGCUGUCUCCGCCCUCACUUACGCCGUAAGAUAUGAAGCUUUCAAGAUCUCUUUAUCAAAGACCCCGCCGCAGAUAGUGACCGAUCUCCUCACCCGAGCUGAAAAAUACAUUAAUAUGAAGGAAACACUAAAUCCAAUGAGACCUGGUCCUUCUCAUGAAAAGAUCGAGAAUAAGAGGCAACAUGAUCCCGUCUCCCGGCAUGAGGUUCCCCUGGAUAAGCGCAGGAACGAGGUGCCAUCAGCACCUCUCACUCGGUUGAACACCUCUAAGACAAACAUUUUGAUGGAGGUUAGGGAUAUGAAAGAAUUAAAGUGGCCUUCAAGGAUGAAGUCGCCCCUUGACACAAGAGAUAGGAGCAAGUAUUGCGAAUUUCAUCGGGAUCAUGGGCAUACUAUAGAGGAUUGUCAUGCUUUACAGCGAGAAAUUGAAGCCCUUAUCAAAAAAGGAUUUUUAAAGAAUUACAUUGGUCAUGAUAAACGACCAAGGAAUGACCGUGACAAUCGAAAAGAGCCUGGGGUCGGAAGCAGUGCUCAACCAACUGCCGGAACCAUUAGUAUUAUCGUUGGGGGCAUAGCAUCCGGUGGAGACACAAGUAGUGGUCGAAAGCAGUAUGCCCGCCAACAUGCUCAUACCCCAAGAGAAUCCCGUGACGAAGUCAAAGACAUCACUUUCGGAGCAAGAGAUUUGGAAGGAAUAUCAUAUCCUCAUGACGAUGCCUUGGUCGUCUCGGCGGUUGUGGCUAACUUCGAAGUAAGGAGGAUUCUGGGAUUUGGUGGUGGAGUCAUUAUCCCUGAGGGCAUCGUCGAGCUCCCGCUUACAUUAGGAUCUGGUAAUACACAAGUAACGGAGAUCACGCCAUUCCAAGUGGUUAACACCCCAAUGGCCUAUAACAUCAUUCUGGGAAGACCCCUACUGAACAAGAUCCAGGCUAUUGUAUCAACAUUCCACCUUGCCAUGAAGUUCCCCACAGGUCAUGGCAUCGGAGUAGUUAGAGGAAACUAA